CCUCAGCAAAACAACUUUCACAAUAAAAAAUCAAUAAAAUCGAUUUAUUCCCAUGUUUUCUCAAGUUUGAUGGCGUUCGAUGAGGUGAAAAACUGGCGUUACGUCCAUCCGCUGUGCGCAGUUCUUGCGAAUUAUUUUGUAUUUCUGAUACAACUCGUGUUGUUCGCCCAUGCAAACGAUUCAUUUAAAGAUGGUCAUGUGUGGGCGUACGUUUCGAUGAGUCUAACACUGAUUUCUGCAAUUUCAAUCGGAGUUCUUUUCCUGCUUGCCGCCAAACCAUCAAUGUUCUCGUCCAAGUUGGGACUCAUUUUGUGCGCCGUCGCGGCAGCUUCCACGGUCACCGCCGGAUGCCUUCUCUUCCCGAUCACUGCGACGGCUCCUAAAGGCAGGGCAGGCAGUGCUCCCGCUCCCCCACCCGGCUCCAGCACUGAAGAUAAAGUUAAACGAGCAGCAGCAGCAGCAUCUCCAACGGCUGCAAGCCUCGACUUUGAUAAGAAAAUCCCGCCGAGCACAUUCAUGUUGCUCAUCAAUACAGCUAUAACGUCUCUGGUUCUAUUCGUGCUUAUGCUCAUGCUCUUCCUCAAAAUGCGUGCCGACGCACCAUUCGCCGAGCCGAGAAAACAUCCAGCGAGAGAUGAGAGACGUCCGAGAAGUCGCCGCCAAUCUCCUAGUUCUAUGCAUGGACCACCUCCACCGUAUGGUCCACCUAGUGAUGAUGACAGGAGACGCGAUGAAGAGGAUAGAAGAAGAACGGAAGACGUGGAUAGAUCCAAAGAUCGCAGCUUGAAACGUAGAGAGGAGAGAAGCAGAAGCCGUCAGGAUCGGGAGCGUGACAGAUCUCGUGGCGGUGAGAAGAGCAGAAGCCCGCGCAAGAGCCAUCAGAAGAGUGUGGAUCGAGACAAAACUCGCUCCGACAAGGAUCGUUCGAGAAGCCGCAAGGAUCGUGAGGAUCGUGAUCGUGAACGAAGCCGUAAGGAUCGUGAGGAUCGUGAUCGAGAGAGAAGUAGAAAAGAGCGAGAGGACAGAAGUCGCAAGGAUCGUGAAGAUCGUGAACGUGAGCGUAGUCGCAAGGAGCGGGAGGACAGAAGCCGCAAAGAUCGUGAGAGAAGCCGACAGGACCGUGAGGAUCGUGACCGUGACCGUGAUCGUGACCGUAGCCGCAAGGAUCGUGAUGAUAAAUCGUGUAGCCGUCGAAGCCGUGAUGAUCGUAGCGAAGAACGUAAGGAUCGUAAGAGUCGUGACGAUCGGGAGCGCCCAAGAAGCAGACAAGACAAAUCGAAAACUCGCAGCGUCGAGGAUCGUCCGAGAAGCAGAAGCAACAAACGUUGAGAACUUUUUCGCCGCUUAUCGGCAUUUUAUUUUUACUCUCUGCAAAAAAGAACUCGGUCAUUUUCUCACUUACUCUGCAUAAACUUCAUUAUCAUC
This is a messenger RNA of Caenorhabditis elegans, 1425 nucleotides long. RefSeq lists its product as uncharacterized. The record is from RefSeq and is marked reviewed. Bases 70 to 1329 code for a protein of 419 amino acids. The transcript has 6 exons. Lineage: Eukaryota; Metazoa; Nematoda; Chromadorea; Rhabditida; Rhabditidae.